Messenger RNA from Pyrenophora tritici-repentis Pt-1C-BFP, 291 nucleotides. Lineage: Eukaryota; Fungi; Ascomycota; Dothideomycetes; Pleosporales; Pleosporaceae. The record is from RefSeq and is a predicted model, not a curated record.
AUGCUCGCUGCCAUCCGUAAAGACUUCGAAAAGCUGAAGGCGCUCUACAAGACCUUAUCCCAGAUCCAGGAACAAUGCGAGAAGGGAGAGAGCUCUGUUGAGGCUCAGAUGAUGCAACAGAACAACAACAACGCCGACCUCAUGAUACUCUAUAUUUGCCCAGUCAAAGCUGUCGGUAUCAUGGAACGCGUCACACCUGUACUGCAAGACAGAGAGAAACCCAGGCAUACCCUGAUUAUAUUCUUACAAAGCGAUAUGAUGCAAGAUAGGUUAUUGUAUACCCUGGGCUGA